Rotaria sordida is the source of this 669-nucleotide messenger RNA. The record is from the annotation of a GenBank genome assembly. Lineage: Eukaryota; Metazoa; Rotifera; Eurotatoria; Philodinida; Philodinidae.
AUGUCAUCAGAUGAAGACGAACGUUUACUUAAAAAACAAAUUUUUAAAAAUCCAGUUGAAAUACAAAAAGCUCGACUUGAUCGUUUAAUGAAAAAUGUCGAAAAACCUGUAUUUAUACCAGGAACAAAAGACAUGAAAGCACCACGAGCUUUUCAACCACAUGAAUUUGUACGCAAUGUCAUGGGAGCAAGUGCUGGUGCUGGAUCAGGUGAAUUUGAUAUUUAUCGUGGAUGUCGUCGACGUCAAAUGAUUCGAGAAGCGUAUCUAAGUCGUGAAGCUAAAGAGAGAGAAGCAAAUGCAGAAUGGUUAAAAAAAGUUGAAACAAAUAAGGAAAAAGCCGAAACUCAAGCAGCUAAAAAACGACGAAAACGUUUGAAACAUAAAGAACAUUCAAAAAAUAAAAAAUAUACAGGUAAUCAAAAUUCGAAUAAACCAAAUGAAAGUACUUCAUCAUCAAGUGAUGACGAAGAUGAAGAAAUAUCGAAGUCGGAAACAAAUACUUCAGAUGUUCCCGUAUCAAAUACAGAAGAAAAUCAAACGGUUAAAGAGUCUACACCAUCACCACCAAUCCAACAACAUGAGAAAAUAGGUAUUCGAAAACAUUUAAGACACAGACAAACAAAUUCAAGUGAUGAAGAAGAAGAAAAAAAAGACAAUGCAACUAGUUAA